Molecule: messenger RNA, 2247 nt
Organism: Centruroides sculpturatus (bark scorpion)
Lineage: Eukaryota; Metazoa; Arthropoda; Arachnida; Scorpiones; Buthidae
Gene: Mcad
Product: medium-chain specific acyl-CoA dehydrogenase, mitochondrial-like
Exons: 2
Coding region: 428-1687 (419 amino acids)
Biological process (GO): medium-chain fatty acid catabolic process; fatty acid beta-oxidation
Cellular component (GO): mitochondrion
Molecular function (GO): flavin adenine dinucleotide binding; medium-chain fatty acyl-CoA dehydrogenase activity
Source: RefSeq, a predicted model, not a curated record
UUAACGAACUUUGACCUCGGAACAGGUUCCUUCGAAAACAAAAUUAUUCUUAAAAAUAUACGUUCAUUUCAUUUCCAAUUUUAAUUAAGGAAGCAUUUUUAUAUCGUAUAAUUGCCGUUAAGAAUUAAUUUUAAAAAUAUAAACAUUAAAAAUUAAGUACGUUUAAUCAUCGACAUCGUUAAAUCUCCUAUCGCGCAUGCGCCGUUUCCAGUACCUGGCACGCUGCCCGAAAAAGAAAAGCGGUUUAAAUACGUCUUAGAUUAUCCGACCAAUGAGGUAGUCCGUUUUAUUUCUAACGGACUACCUCAUUGGUUGGAUGAUACGGCUUUACCGAGCACGUUCACGUUCAGUCUGGAGAUCGGGACGAAGGGGUGGGUUGGCUGUUUGACUUUCUACAUUUUCUAUUAGGAGGGGGAAAAAAGAAAAAAUGUUUACUCGCAAUAGGAAUUUAAUACGUGCCGUAUGGAAUAACUAUCGUCGUUUAGCGGACUUUUCUACCGAAACUGGUGCCAAGGCUACAGGAUACAAUUUUCAAUUGACACCAGAACAGGAGGAAUACCAACAGUUAGCUAGGAAAUUUUGUAGAGAAGAAAUAAUUCCAAAAGCUGCACACCAUGAUAAAACUGGCGAAUAUCCUAUGGAUAUUAUCAAAAAGGCAUGGGAAGUAGGACUGAUGAAUCUUUCCAUACCUACUAAAUAUGGCGGUGCAGGAUUGGGAUGUUUUGAUACCUGCUUAAUUGCGGAAGAGCUAGCGUAUGGAUGUACUGGAAUUCAGACGGCUAUGGAAGCUAAUGGGCUGGGACAGGCACCGGUAAUAUUAUCGGGAAAUGAAGAACAGAAGAAGAAGUAUUUGGGCAGGAUGACGGCAGAACCACUGAUAUGUGCCUACUGUGUAACCGAACCUGGAGCAGGUUCGGAUGUAGCUGCCAUCAAGACUAAAGCAGAAAAGAAAGGUGACAAAUGGAUUCUCAACGGACAGAAGAUGUGGAUCACCAAUGGUGGCAAAGCCAAUUGGUAUUUUGUACUCGCUCGGACCGAUCCAGAUCCAAAAUGUCCGGCCAGUAAGGCUCUUACGGCAUUUAUUGUGGAUGCCGACACGCCAGGAUUGUCGCAUGGUAGAAAAGAAUGGAAUAUGGGACAGCGUGCCUCGGAUACCAGAGCCGUAAUAUUUGAAGAUGUGGCUGUACCAGAAGAAAACGUUCUGGUUGGAGAAGGACAGGGAUUCAAAAUUGCAAUGGCUGUCUUUGACAAAACAAGACCUCCAGUAGCAUCAGCAGCUGUGGGACUGGCUCAGAGAGCUCUGGAUGAAGCUACAAAGUACUCAAUGGAAAGGAAGACUUUUGGUAAAUACCUGGCAGAGCAUCAGGCCAUCCAGUUCAUGUUGGUUGAAAUGACCAUGGGAGUCGAAACAGCACGUCUGGCCUGGAUGAGGGCAGCCUGGAUGCUUGAAAGAGGAGAACGUAACACGUAUUGGGCAUCUAUUGCAAAAUGUCUGGCUGGCGACGUGGCCAACAAGUGUGCCACUGAUGCAGUUCAGAUCUUUGGAGGAAAUGGUUUCAAUAGUGAAUACCCAGUAGAAAAAUUGAUGAGAGAUGCCAAAAUAUAUCAAAUCUACGAAGGCACUGCCCAGAUACAGAGAAUGAUUAUUGCCCGUGAAUAUCUCAAAAAUGCAAAACAGAACCUUUAAACAUGUUUAUGUAUACUCUGGCACUAUUUUAUGCAGUCAAAUAUGUUAAAAAAUUUAUUAUAAAUAUACUUAUAUUUUUAUAAUUAGACUGUAUUUGCAGUUAUUAAUAACUCCUUCUACAAUUUUGUGUGAGUAGCAAGGGGCCAUUGGGGUGAACCCUAAUGACCACUUAAUCUGCACGGGUUGGAAAGACACGCUCUCGGUUGUCGAAUGGCAUAGGAGGACGAAAAAAAAAAGUGAGUGGGGAGGAGUCGGAAGUCAUGACAAGGUGUCCAAAUAACUACACGGUUUUAACUAUCCAACGCAUUUAAUAAAACAAUGAUAGAUUAUACACAAAGACAAUAAAUGUAACACUCGUGUAUCAAAAUAUAAAUAUAUAUAUUCUAAAUUCUAACCUAACUUAAAGCCAAAAGAUCGAGAAAGACCUCACGUUGGAGAGAGAGAGAAUUUAUGGCAAGGGUUUACCUCGUAGGAUACGAUCUCAUCGUAUAAGACGUUCAUAGGACGCUCUGGGAUCGUCGUCUUCUAUUCAAAGUGCCCUUGGAAGGCUAUGUGGAGCG